GUGGUGAUGGCAGCAAACAAACUCUGACCCUAUUUUCAGGCUCAUAGCGUUGUGGUGCUCACGAACCUUCCCCUCAAGACUGUUUUGGGAUCUAUGAUGUAUCUGGGCGCCUGGUGAAAUGGGCCAUACAACUCAGUGAGUUUGACAUAAGCUAUGCGCCCCAUCCUACCAUCAAGGCGCAGGUAUUGGCUGAUUUCAUGGCAGAAGGUGUAGUGGACGGGGGAACUGGAGUUGAAGAAUGUUGGCAAGUGCAUGUGGACGGAGCAGCAAGCCGAGCAGGUGCGGGGGCAGGAGUGGUCCUUGGCAGCAAUGAAGAGUCAGGUUGCACGGUACUACAACAAAAAAAUGCGUGCACACAACGUUGCGGUGGGAAGCCUUGUGUUAAAACGGGAUUUCCGCCCCAAGGCCACAAAAGGGAAGUUGGCCCCAAAGUGGAAAGGACCAUAUCGCAUUCAGGAAGUCAUUGGCCCAAAUACGUUCAAGCUAGAACACCUGUCGGGCAAGAAGGUGAAGAUGACAUGGAAUGCCCAAAACUUGCGACGGUACGAAGUAGGGGAGGCGGGUAGGUCAGAUUAUGGUGGGGAGGUCGAAACUGGCACCUCAUCAGGCGCCUGCUUGUGAGUAGAAGCAAAUGGCAAGUUGUUUCUGUGAAGGGCUUAUUUUGGUUAGUAGGUUUUUUGUUGAGUUUUCAAAAGCGCCCUUCUGCGCCGUAGACUUAAAGCGCCCUUUAUGCGCCCGUAAUUUUGUAAAGCGCCCCACUUGCGCCCGCUCCAUGUAAAACGCCCUAAUUUUGUGCCCAUAUUUUUCAGAAUCGGAUUAAUUAUUAUCUACGAAAUUUGGUAUUGAGAAAGUGAGAACCUAGAGCCCACCCCAUUGCGCCCAGUAUAGUGCCCACCCCUUGCACCCUUGCAUUUGAGGGGCACCAUAGGCAAGAGAGGCGCCUUCCGCCCCAAGGCCGCAGAAGGGAAGUUGGCCCCAAAGUGGAAAGGACCAUAUCGCAUUCAGGAAGUCAUUGGCCCAAAUAUGUUCAAGCUAGAAUACCUGUCGGGCAAGAAGGUGAGGAGGACAUGGAAUGCCCAAAACUUGCGACGGUACGAAGUAGGGGAGGCGGGUAGGUCAGAUUAUGGUGGGGAGGUCGAAACUGGCACCUCAUCAGGCGCCUGCUUGUGAAUAGAAGCAAAUGGCAAGU
This is a messenger RNA of Linum trigynum, 1189 nucleotides long. NCBI's taxonomy places the organism in Eukaryota, Viridiplantae, Streptophyta, Magnoliopsida, Malpighiales, Linaceae. The record is from the annotation of a GenBank genome assembly.